GCACUAACAUGCGACACAUACAGGAAGUGCUUUAUUGGGUUAGUAUUCUUCUGAAUUGGCACUACUUACAUAGAAACAUUGCAUUUCUUCGUCACUUAGUCACUUGCCCUCUCCCAUAUCGAUCUACCGUGUCAUGCUUGACUGGGCUCUGAUGUGUUGAAAACAAGCAAUGUGGCGAGACUUGCUUCAGAAGCUAGUGUGCGUGUCGCUGUGCUAUAGCAGUUCUUGAUAGCACUGUGUAUGGUGGUAGGUACCGUUUCAAAUGUUAUUCCAGGUGAAAUGGGCCAAUCGUGUAGUUUUUUCAUUGAAAGUAGAGUCUUCUAGUGGUGAACUGUUGAUUGAAUAUGGAAUCGUGUAAAGGUGAGCUUUGUUUAUAACCCGUUCUAAGAUUCAAGGAUUACGGAUUUAACUUUGACAACACCUGAGUGUUUCCGGCCUCCAGAUGACUGGAGAGACUAGCUGGCGCUGCUGUUGGAUCGGACUGUUACUAACUUUACCAGAAUAUCUGUCAGACAAAUUGGAAGUAGAUGGCGCGUCAAGUGAAAUGUUUCUCCUGUCUACCUUAGACAGAGAGGUGGUGGAAAAAGUCAGCUUCACUUUGCAGUGUUCGGUCAGUAGAGAUGGUCGCCCGGUCGGGGAAUCGUCGGCUAAUGUACUUAUCUCCGUCGGUGACACUAAUGAUAACCCGAUCUUGUUUCAAAACAACACGGACAAAGCAACCGUGGAUUAUAAUACAGACAGACAGUGGUACAGUAUGAUCCUUAAUGAUCGGGAUCUACUCGGCUGUGAUCAUCACCAAACCUACGUGUCAUUGGACCCCCGAGGCGCAUGCAGUCAUAGCACAAUCGACAUGGGUUACCAUUUGGGGUCUGGGCCACUCCGCCAUGUUGUAUGUCGGCUAAAAGUACAGGUUGAGCGGGAAAAGAUUUCGGACCGCGAUGAAUACACGUGCAUGGUAGCUGUUACAGAUCCUGGAUACAAACCUUUCGGAACUACGAAAUAUUCGAACGAGUCUAUUGUAACGGUCAAUAUCAAAAUGGACAGAACUACGUCUUCGUCACCAUCCGAAGUUUACACAGCAAUGGUUGUAGAAGGUGCUGCACGUCUUACACGGAUUCACACGUUUGGAGAGGUCUGGGGGGGUACACCUAGGAGUUACUUCUCCAACAGUCAAGCAUCACCUUUCGGAGUGACCAGAUAUGACGGAAUCGUUUAUGUAGACAAACCCGGACUGUUAGAAGGCAGUAGACAGCAGAACUUCACAGUCUCAGCGUUCACCACUGAUGAAAAAAGAGAACAGAAAAUUGUCCUCACUGUCAAAAUAUUACGGAACUCCAAAAAGAAAACACAAUGCAACGAAUCGUGUUCUCGCCAUGACGGACGGGAAGGGUGCGUGUCCUCUUGCGGACUCGGACUGCUCGCGAAAACCUGCAUUUGGCGUAUGGGUGAGAAGGGAGUCUGGACCACCAAGUACGGCACGUGUACAUACGACAAGAAAUUAUGCCCAAACAAUAUCUGUGAUGAGCUGGAGAAUCAACAUCCACAGCUGUGUCCUCAGGAUUGUACAAAUAAAACCGUGGGAGCCGCAAAGUUGAACACCAACCCCCCUCGCGGGAUUGCGGAGGCUGUCGGCAACUGUUUCUGUUCCUACACUGGAGAGUGUUCUUGUGCCGCUGAGGAUCUCAGUCCAAGAAUUACACUAAGACCUCGUGAUAGUACGCUGAUUAAGAUACCCCAACUGGACAACGUCGCCGGACAAACGGACAAUACGACUGACCAUGACCACCACGUCACAAAUGGACAGCUCUAUUAUCGACCUAAAGAGGGUGGAAUUGAAACGUCUGGCGGAGGAUGUGAUGAAAACUGUAGAACGACAACGGCCGCUACACUGGGAUGUCUCGGCGCUGUCACUUGUAUCUUUGUUCUGGCCUGGCGCCUAAGAAAACGCAGAUGUCAGAAUAGUCAUAAUAUUAAAAAACGUGUGGGCAGCCUGGUGUCAGUUUCAGCCAUUCCGUCUGAUUACCAGGACGAUCGUGACAUCCACAGGAACUAUCAUGUCGCUCCACCGUCAAGUCACAAGGGGCCGUUGGAUUACACACCAACACCAGAAGACAUGAAGUGGGAGUUUGAACGGGACAAGCUGAUCCUCGAUAAGACCCUUGGGGAAGGCGAGUUCGGCCGCGUGGUGAAGGCUAAGUCGUACAACCUGGACGGAAAGGAUGGCUAUAAAGACGUAGCCGUUAAAAUGCUCAAACAUUGCGCAUCCUCCUCGGAACUGUCGGACUUGCUAUCGGAAUUCAACCUCCUAAAGGACGUAAACCAUCCUAACGUGAUACGCCUCCUCGGGGCGUGUACAAGAGACGGCCCGUUCUACGUCAUAGUGGAGUAUUGUGAGUACGGCUCAUUGCUAUCGUUCCUGAGACGAUCACGGUUAGAGGAAAAUGGAUAUGUCAACCACCGCUACCGUCACAAAGAGUUCACCCAGCACUGUGAGAAUGGCGAGUAUAUGGAGCCCGAGUUACUCUCUAUAGGGGAUCUCUUAUCCUUCGCCUGGCAGAUAGCGAAAGGAAUGAAAUAUCUCAGCGAGAUCAAGCUGGUUCACAGAGACUUAGCUGCAAGGAAUGUGUUAGUUGCUGCCGGCAAAGUUUUGAAAAUAUCUGACUUCGGAUUGACAAGAGAUGUGUACGAGGCAGACACAUAUCUCAAACAAAGCAAGGGACGAAUACCGGUAAAAUGGUUAGCCCCGGAAUCGCUGUAUGCACAAAUUUAUACCACACAGAGUGACGUGUGGUCGUUUGGAAUUGUGCUGUGGGAGAUUGUCACCUUAGGUGCCCCGCCCUAUCCGGGAAUUCCACCAGAACGUCUCUAUAAUCUGCUGAUUGCCGGUUACAGAAUGGACAGACCAGAGUCUUGUACGGACGAGUUAUAUGCCGUUAUGCAAAAAUGUUGGAAGACGGACCCUUCAGAGAGACCGCCAUUUAUUCAGCUGACCAAUAUCUUUGACCGCCUACUCCAACAGAGAACUGAAUAUCUAGAUUUGACGGGAGGCACUGUGGAUGACACUGUCCCUGACGUGUAUGACAAGUGCUUCGGAAACGCUUUAGGAAAGGUAUUUCCUAAACAGAAUCAGCCGAGACAAGCGGACUUGUACGGCAGUAUAAGCGUCAUUUCCGGUAACUCCGAACCUUAUUUAACUCCAUCCACAAGCAAGCCGGCGGUCGACCCGUCAGAUAGUAUUACAACACAAAACACGGACAAUAGAAGAGUCGUCCUUCAUUCAAAUGAAGAUUCCACACGGUUACCUUCCAGGAAGUGCCUAGAUUUAAAAUCCUCCGGAGGAGAGAAGCUCGCGCUGUUAUUGGACUCCGGGACUGCAGUAUUCUCGCCGUCCUCCGACACGGACGAGGAUCCGGACAGUAGAGAAACAGACGUGUUAUCUGUACAAAGAUGCUAGGCUGAUUGUAAUGUCCUCUGUACAUAAAGACUUGGAUCAGAGCAUUUCAUACACAGAUUAUGUAUUUCGCCUAUCAUGUAUAACAGGACCACUAUAUAUAGGAAGGAAAUGUAGAUCAGUUAUAUUUACACAGAUCUAGCCAAAUCUCACCGUGUGACACAGUUUCAAAGGAGGAGAUACCGUACCGAGCAAACAUGCCGGUCUUUCAUUAUUUCUGUGAUGCAUUUCAUUUGCUACUUAAACAUGUUACUAUACAGCAUUGACACAAGAUAUUUCACUAAUUAGGUGUUUAAAGUGUUUAAUUAGCGAUUAAUUUAUACUUAGAGGCAUGAUGAUCAAGCCAAUUUCGUCCACAGCAAAUUGAUUGUGACUGUAUUGAUGACGCAGUAUAUGUAAUACGCGUUUGUUCACGAUAUUUAGCGAUGGUUCGGGCAAUAUCCACUGAACUCCGUGUCAUUCGAUCAUCAGAACAUUAACAAUAUAGGUUCAGUGUAUAUAUCGUGUGUAAUCACAAUAAAGAAUGCAUUCCAUACUAAGUGUAGUAAUUACGACAUGAUCAACUCGGGACAAGAAUAUUAACGUAUAAGCGUUUCUUUAUAGAGAAAAGUUAUUUGAAGCAGAUUAUUACUAAAAUAAUGUAAUAUUUAUAUCAAUCUCAUACCUACCACAUUCCUGUCCUAUCUCUCGUUACCACAUCAUACCUACCACAUUCCCCACGAAUUCCUCCUAACCACGUCAUACCUACCACAUUCCACUCGUAUUCCUCGUAACCACAUCAUACCUACCACAUUCCUCACGUAUCUCUCGUAACCACAUCAUACCUACCAUAUUCCCCACGAAUUCCUCCUAACCACAUCAUACCUACCACAUUCCUGUCCUAUCUCUCGUAACCACAUCAUACCUACCACAUUCCCCACGUAUUCCUCCUAACCACGUCAUACCUACCACAUUCCCCACGUACUCCUCGUAACCACAUCCAUACAUACCACAUUCCUGUCCUAUCUCUCGUUACCACAUCAUACCUACAACAUUCCCCACGUAUUCCUCGUUACCACAUCAUACCUACCACAUUCCUUACAUAUCUCUCGUUACCACGUCAUACCUACCACAUUCCUCAUGUAUCCCUCGUAACCACGUCAUACCUACCACAUUCCUCAUGUAUCCCUCGUAACCACGUAAUAUCUACCACAUUCCCCACGUAUCCCUCAUAACCACAUCAUACCUACCACAUUCCCCACGUAUCCCUCUUAACCACAUCAUACCUACCACAUUCCCCACGUAUCCCUCAUAACCACAUCAUACCUACCACAUUCCCCACGUAUCCCUCGUAACCACGUCAUACCUACCACAUUCCUCAUGUAUCCCUCGUAACCACAUCAUACCUACCACAUUCCUCAUGUAUCCCUCGUAACCACAUCAUACCUACCACAUUCCUCAUGUAUCCCUCGUAACCACAUCAUACCUACCACAUUCCUCAUGUAUCCCUCGUAACCACGUCAUACCUACCACAUUCCUCAUGUAUCCCUCGUGACCACAUCAUACCUACCACAUUCCUCAUGUAUCCCUCGUAACCACAUCAUACCUACCACAUUCCUCAUGUUUCCCUCGUAACCACAUCAUACCUACCACAUUCCUCAUGUAUCCCUCGUAACCACAUCAUACCUACCACAUUCCUCAUGUUUCCCUCGUAACCACAUCAUACCUACCACAUUCCUCAUGUUUCCCUCGUAACCACAUCAUACCUACCACAUUCCUCAUGUAUCCCUCGUAACCACAUCAUACCUACCACAUUCCUCAUGUUUCCCUCUUAACCACAUCAUACCUACCACAUUCCCCACGUAUCCCUCAUAACCACAUCAUACCUACCACAUUCCUCAUGUAUCCCUCAUAACCACAUCAUACCUACCACAUUCCCCACGUAUCCCUCGUAACCACAUCAUACCUACCACAUUCCCCACGUAUCCCUCGUAACCACGUCAUACCUACCACAUUCCUCAUGUAUCCCUCGUAACCACAUCAUACCUACCACAUUCCUCAUGUAUCCCUCGUAACCACAUCAUACCUACCACAUUCCCCACGUAUCCCUCAUAACCACAUCAUACCUACCACAUUCCUCAUGUAUCCCUCAUAACCACAUCAUACCUACCACAUUCCCCACGUAUCCCUCGUAACCACAUCAUACCUACCACAUUCCCCACGUAUCCCUCGUAACCACGUCAUACCUACCACAUUCCUCAUGUAUCCCUCGUAACCACAUCAUACCUACCACAUUCCUCAUGUAUCCCUCGUAACCACAUCAUACCUACCACAUUCCUCAUGUAUCCCUCGUAACCACAUCAAACCUACCACAUUCCUCAUGUAUCCCUCGUAACCACAUCAUACCUACCACAUUCCUCAUGUAUCCCUCGUAACCACGUCAUACCUACCACAUUCCUCAUGUAUCCCUCGUAACCACAUCAUACCUACCACAUUCCUCAUGUAUCCCUCGUAACCACAUCAUACCUACCACAUUCCUCAUGUUUCCCUCGUAACCACAUCAUACCUACCACAUUCCUCAUGUAUCCCUCGUAACCACAUCAUACCUACCACAUUCCUCAUGUUUCCCUCGUAACCACAUAAUAUCUACCACAUUCCCCACGUAUCCCUCGUAACCACAUAAUAUCUACCACAUUCCCCACGUAUCCCUCGUAACCACAUCAUACCUACCACAUUCCUCAUGUUUCCCUCGUAACCACAUAAUAUCUACCACAUUCCUCAUGUUUCCCUCGUAACCACAUAAUAUCUACCACAUUCCUCAUGUUUCCCUCGUAACCACAUCAUACCUACCACAUUCCUCAUGUUUCCCUCGUAACCACAUAAUAUCUACCACAUUCCUCAUGUUUCCCUCGUAACCACAUAAUAUCUACCACAUUCCUCAUGUAUCCUUCGUAACCAUGUCAUACCUACAACAUUCCUGUCCUAUCUCUCGUUAACAUCUCAUACUUUCUACAUUCCCCAGCUAUAUCUUGUUAACCUUCUCCGUCUGUCUUUCGUGAAUGACUUUGUAACCUCUUCGUUUUAGGUCAUCUGAACCGAAGCCUCAGGAUGAGCCAUGGUCAUCGUGAUUCGUCCGUUGUCGUGCGACGUCAAUCGUACUUAAAUUUUGCAUAUUUCAAACUUCUUGUGAAGUUCCACCAGGUGAAUUCAGCCCUAUCUUACCUGAAAUGAUCCUGAGAUGGUUCGGACAAAGUGUUGUUAUUUUUCGGGUCGGUCAAAAAUCCAAGAUGGUCGCCGUCUUGAAGACACAUUUUAAAGUUCUUCCCCAGUUCCACUAGUGCCAUCCAGCUGGAAAUUGUUAGAGUUGUUAAGGAAGGAGAGCCAACAAAUUGUUGCUAUAUUUCGGGAACGGUGGCCAUUUUGUAACUUGAUUGCGCAAUGAUGGUUUUCUUGAAUAGCAUCUAUUUCAAACUUCUUAUGUUCAACCAGUCUGGUUCGAUUCUAACUUACCAAAAAUAAUUCUUAGAUGGUCCUAUAAUAAAGGGGUUUUUUUCCCUUGAGUCGGUCUAAAAUCCAUCUUGAAAAACACAUUUUAGAAAUUCUGCUUCAGUUCAUCGGUACCAUUGAGCUGAACAUUGGUAGGAAAGUUAAAGAAGAGGAGCCGAGUAAGCGUUGUUAUUUUUCGGCCUUUGACACGGAAGUCAUAGUGGCCAUUUUGCAACAUGUAUGCGAAAUCAUGGUUUUCCUGAACAACAUCUAUUUUAAACUUGUCUCAAGUCCCACCAGUGCGAUUCAAUUCAGACUUGGCUACGAUGAUCCGGAGAUGGUCCUGACCUAGUGUUUGGUCCAAAAUCUCAGAUGGCCGCCAUGGCCAACAACACCAGUAUACUUGCUACUAAGUAUGUAUACUACAAUAGUACAAGGCUCUGUAUAGUCAGAUGACCGUUAAGGCCAAUGGGCCGCUUGUUAAUAUAUAAUGCGAAGAAUACCUGAAGCCACAAUUUGUAUUGUUUUGUUCUGUUGAAGAAUUGAUACUCAAGGGAAUUGUAUGUUAUGCGUGUUCAAUGUAUUGUGUGUGUAUAUAAAUGAAGCCAUUUUAUUGUGUUUUGUUGGUUUAUUUAUAUGUGAUAAUAAAACAGGUACACAUAGCAAAA
Molecule: messenger RNA, 7584 nt
Organism: Pecten maximus
Lineage: Eukaryota; Metazoa; Mollusca; Bivalvia; Pectinida; Pectinidae
Product: proto-oncogene tyrosine-protein kinase receptor Ret-like
Biological process (GO): homophilic cell-cell adhesion; cell surface receptor protein tyrosine kinase signaling pathway; multicellular organism development
Cellular component (GO): axon; signaling receptor complex; membrane
Molecular function (GO): transmembrane receptor protein tyrosine kinase activity; calcium ion binding; ATP binding
Source: RefSeq, a predicted model, not a curated record